This is a messenger RNA of Bursaphelenchus xylophilus (pine wood nematode), 6354 nucleotides long. Lineage: Eukaryota; Metazoa; Nematoda; Chromadorea; Rhabditida; Aphelenchoididae. The record is from the annotation of a GenBank genome assembly.
AUGGCUAUUGUAGUACGGGUAGUGGAACACAAAUCUCCCAAUUGUUAUGGAUUCUUGUCCAAUUUCCCUAAUAAGUUUGUAAGUAAUGACUUUUUAUAUUCUACUUGUGUUGUCUUUUUCUAAUCUCAGAUUUAAAUAAAAUUUUAAUUCAACCCCUGUCUUCUUAAUCUGAUUAAAGUGUGAUUCUAUUUGUGUUCAGAUCGAAUCCUCCAGUUUCGCCGUGUUCAAAUGCUCUCGGGUUGAAGCCCCUGAAACCAGCUUUGCUCUCCAAGUUUUUGCAUCCAAACCACCAUUUGAAUAUUUACAUCUAAAUAGAGUAUUCAUUCAAAGGUUGGGAUUAAAUCUAAACGAUCAGCUGAUCCUGGAACAAGUCCGGGAUGUUAAUUAUUGCCAAUGGAUGGAGAUUAAACCAGAGACUUUCGAGGAUUGGAAUAUUGUCGUAAGAAACACCUCUUUCGUAAUUUACAUCAUCUCUUUACAGGAGAAUACCAGCGAAGUAAUUGAAGAGGAUUUUCUGAGGCAACUCAGGGUAGUCCAGGAAGAUCUCCCAUUCGUUCUCUUUUUGUCCUCAGGCAUUUCUAUUAAUUUCAAAGUUGGUAAGUGGGUUUGAAAAGCAUCACAAUUCGGGAUUAAAGGGCCAGUACCGCUACUUUUGCAUCGCGCUUUUUACGGCUUGGGAAGCGUCAUCAUGUUUCCCAGGCCUGGGUGAAAAAACCUCCGUUAUGGCAACCUUUCAUUUGGGGUAGAAGAAGGCCAUUUUUUUUUCUUUGACCCCGCCUAGAGCCCCUUGGCUAGCCAUUUAUUGGGGUCGGCUGUCACUCCUACUUUCGACACCAAUUCCAGCUUUUGGCUAGACAUUUCCGUGGCUUCACAGCCCAUACAACUUUUUGGCAAGCGGAAAGAAAAUUUUAGCUCUCAUGCCAAACAAUGAGUCCAACAACUUUGCAAUAUCGGCAAUAAAUAAAAUAUUGGGCCGAUGCCAGGUCUGUCCACAAAUGAAAGGUUGCGCUAUUAAUCAGCAGAGAGCAAAGUUGCGCAACACUACACAAUUUAGGUCAAGAAUUUGGCAUUUCUUGACUGGGAGCCAUCCAGCCAAGAAAUCGGGACUUCUUGCCAUAAGAUAAAUAUUUAAUUGCACCAUCCUUAUAUAUCCAAUUCAGAGUAUUUAAACCCCGAAUUUCAGUUCAAAUUGGUCCUAAACUGCCUAAGGGUGCACCCGCAUUGAUCUCAAACGCUACUCAAGUGAUGGUCGCUCCAUUAUCUCAACCGAAACUAUCUGAAUAUAGCUCCGGUUGCAAUCAUCCGGACAUUCUCCAUGACUCGGUCUCUCUUUUUAAUCCUUUAAGAUUCUUCAUAUCCCCAGGAAAACCUCAAAUGACGUUGAGAAUUCUACCCAAAGUGUAUUUGAAAACCUUGAAGGUAAAAUUACCGAAUUCUACAGUUGUUACAAUAGGAAACGGUAAGCAAAAAUACAUCUAUUGGUUUGGAGGAGGGGGUUGUUGAGCCUUUCUGAUCUCUGAUUUGUUUACAAACAUUGCAGAGAAUUAUGUCAAAACAACAAUAUAUCGGGUUAUCCGACCAGGUGCUACUUCUAUCUAUAUCAACCUUGUGGUGCUUCCCAAGAGAUCAACCGCACUCUAUGGAAAUUUGGAGACAAUUCACGACGUUUUGAGCAAGGUAAAUAAAAAACUUUUUACGAAAUGACAACAUUGAUUUUUAAAAUUACGGGUUUCCUUCACAAAUAUUGAUUGAAAGAAAUAAUUUUUUGUUCUCAAUCCCCCGUCUCAAUGCAGUAGGAUGUCACCCUCUGUUUGUCUGUCACGCUUUGAGUGAAGCCAAUCUAUUCUCAUUUUGAAAAAUUUGGGGAAAAAAUGUCGGUCAGUUUCGGAAAUUCGUGGGAAAAUUCAAAAUCAUUUCUGAAUUUUUGAAUCAAAAAUUAGUCUGUGAGAAAAUGAGUGUGGUGUGCGGUCGGCUCCUUUCUUUGUGUGCGCAAUGUGCAAAAGCGUUGCAAUAUCUGUAGAGGUCGUCUAUGCGUGUGAUGAAAGAAAGGUUGUGCUUGCGACGAGUGUUUGAUGAAAGGUGAGAAAUUUAGAAAGUUUUAAAAGUGCAAAAUAAAGGCUCAGAGUGAAUCAUGCCGGAAAGGGGGAAUUUUCCGAUAUGCAAAAGAUUUGUGUGUGGACAACCCGUUUUUAAAGGUGACUACUCUGUAGAAGACAGUGUUUUUAACAUAUUUCGGUAAUGUGGUAUGCUGAAGCAAACGCGAGGGGGCCCGGAGGGCCCCCGAGCGUCGAUGCAUGGAACAAUACAACCCUCUCAUAUACUUUACAAGGGAGAACGUAAAAGUUAUCCUUUGAUAAUCUGUACUUUCUCUGUCGCUGAUCUACAACAAUGAAAGCAUACGCGAGGGGCCCGCAGGGCCCCGACCGUCUUAAAACGAGAUCAAUAACGGUUUGUUGGCUAGGAAGGUGCGGAGACGCCCAAAAUUCAACAAAAAAUUAAAAUAAUAAAGGGAGUUUGCCAGUGAAUCCUGUGUGGAGCUGGGACAAUUCGGCUAUUAUAAAUCAACGUCUGUGCUGUGCAAGGGAGGGCGCCGCAGGCGCCCGACCCCAAAAGCUGCUCUUAAAUAAUCUGUAUUCUUCAGUGGUUGUCUGAAGAUGGUCAACAUCAUGCACAGACAAAAGUUGUUCUUUUAUAAUCUGUGUUGUCUUUAUGAUCAUUAACAAGGAAAGCAUACGCGCGAGGGGCCCGCAGGGCCCCGAGCUUCCUAACGCAAGAUCAUGACUGUUUGUCGGCAAAGGACGGUGCCGAAGGCGCCCGGUCUUCAAAAUUAGUGUAAAAUGAUGAAUCAAGCUGUUGAAUAAAAGUGUAGACGUGCCAGAAAAAGGGGGGCCCGAAGGGACCCCCUAUUUUCUGGUGUCCCCUUUCUUAAUGCAAAAGAAUGUCACAUUAUCUGUCUGUCUGCAGCAAAAGUGAAGCCAAACAAUUCUCAUUUUGAAAAAUUCGAGGCAAAAAAUCGGUCUUGAUCAUGGGAAAAUGGGAAUAAUUCAAAAUCAUUUUCAAAGUUUUGGUUUGCGGAGCAGUCAGUCGGAAAAGUGUGAGUGCGGAGUGCGGUCGGGUUCGAGUGCAGGUGAGUGGUGCAGAGUUGGUGAGCUUUUGCAUAUUUUGGGAUAAGUGCGUGGUACUGUGAUAGAAAUUGUAGGAAUUUUGUUUUUUAGGGAAAGUGAUGAAUUUGGGUUAGGGUUUUCAUGAAAAAUUGGGAAUUUUAGGAACGGUUUCACAUGCGAGGGGGCCGUAGGGUUUCAAUUGAAACUGUAUGGAUUCAUUGUGAGUGUAGCUAUUUGAAUCAGGCAUGGAGCCGCAUGCGAGGGGCCUAAUUCCAGUACUCAAUCUCACGAUGAAUGCUACGGUUUCAAUUGAAAGGCUCCCUCGCAUGUGAAAAAGUUUUCAAACUCCUAAUUUUGUUUCAAAAGCUAUCGCAACCCGUUCACUUUCGCUAAAAUCCAAAAUUGCUACAAUUUUAAGAAAUGCUCGGGGUUUGCGGAGUGCCUAAACUGAGCAGUCAGUCGCAAAAAUGUGAGUGCGGAAUGCGGUCGGGCUUGGAGUGCAAGUGAGUGGUGCAGAGUUUAACCUACUGUGAGGAAUUUUUAGGAAUUUUGUUUGGAAUUUUAGGAAUUUUGUUUUUUAGGGAAAGUGAUGAAUUUCGGAUAGGUUUUGACAUAAAGUUAGGAGUUUGGAAACCUUUUCACAUGCGAGGGGGCCGCAGGCCCCCGAGCCUUCCAGUCAAGUCUUCACAGCAUUAAGUAUGAGACGUGGCACCGCAUGCGAGGAGCCGCAGGCCCCGAGCCUUUGGUACACUUUCAAAAAAAAUCAAAAGUUUUCGAGAAAAUUCAAAAGCAAGAGUAAAAGAACAAGUAAAAGUACCAGAAAUAGGGGGGCCCGAAGGGACCCCCUAAUUUCUGGUCCCCUUUUUAAAUGUAAAAGAACAUUUUUCUGUCUGUCUGUCAUUCCGAAGCCAAUCUAUUCUCAUUUUGAAAAAUUCGAGGCAAAAAAUCGGUCUCGAUCGUGGGAAAAUGGGAAUAAUUCAAAAUCAUUUUCAAAGUUUUGGUUUGCGGAGCAGUCAGUCGCAAAAAUGUGAAUCCGGAGUGCGGUCGGUUUCGAGUGCAGGUGAGUGGUGCAGAGUUGGGUACCUUUGCAUAUUUUGGAUUGUGUAAGUGGUAUUGCGAUAGGAUUUUUUGGAAUUUUGUUUUUUAGGGAAAGUGAUGAAUUUGGGUUAGGGCUUUGAUGAAAACUCGGAAAUUUUAGUGAGAGAAAGUUUUGGUUUGAGGAGCCGUCAGUCGCAAAAAUGUGAGUGCGGGGUGCGGUUGGGGCCGAGUGCAAGUGAGUGGUGCAGAGUUGGGUACUUUUGCAUAUUUUGGGAUGAGUACGUGGUACUGUGAUAGGAAUUUUAGGAAUUUAUUUUUUUAGGGAAAGUGAUGAAUGUCGGAUAGGUUUUGACAUAUUUAGGAGUUUGGAAACCUUUUCACAUGCGAGGGGGCCGUAGGCCCCCGAGCCUUCCAGUCAUGUCUUCACAGCAUUCAGUAUGAGACGUGGCACCGCAUGCCAGGGGCCGCAGGCCCCCGAGCCUUUCAAUUGAAACUGUAACAUUCAUCGUGAGCUUCGGUACUUGAAUGAGGGCUAGCACCGCGUGCGAGGGGCCGCAGGCCCCGAGCCUUUCGUAAAAUUUCAAAAAAAAGUCAAAAGUUAACAGACAAUUCAAAAGCAAAGGUAAAAAGUUCAAGUACAAGUACCAGAAAUAGGGGGGCCCGAAGGGACCCCCUAAUUUCUGGUUUUGCAUACUAAUACAGUACUUUCCAGCUUCCAAAUGGCCACUGCUACAUUUCCUACGACCUGCAACAACAAGGGCUUCAACCUUUUAUGAGAAUCCUUUGUUUUCCGGUGAAUGAAUACGAGAUUCGGCCAUUGAAGACUAUCUUGUACAGCUCAUCUGUUCUAGUAUGCCUUUAUCGAAUGUUAUUUAUCCGCUGACUAUUGAUUACUCAGUUAUAUUUUCAGUUAAAACCGAGAUCCCUGGAAAUGGCGCUGAAAGAUGCUUUCAAGAAUAAUUUAUACGUCCCCUUCUUGAUUUCCGGGGCUGGAUGCGAGGUAGCAUUGGCCAAUCCAGGUAAAUUUUGUAACAUUGGUAUCAAUUGAUUAGAUGGCCAUUUUAAGGUAAAACUAAUACCGACUGAAGGGAUUGACGCGACCAAACAAUGUGGCGUAUUUCUGAUGGAUAAACUCCCAGAGUUUAGACAGAGUGUAAGUGUAGAAGGUUUGGCUAGAUGAAUGUUUUAGGAGCACGAGAUCAAGAUUCCUCCAUCUCCAGAACAGAAGACGGUCCACAAUUUUGGAGAGAAACCCUCCAAAUUACAGAGCUUCCAAUUUCAAUCAACCUUUUCUGCAGAGAUCCUCGUCUAUCUUUCAACAAUUUGUCAGCAACAUGAGUGCAAUGGCUUUAAUACGCUUAUUUGUGGAGAAGAAUUCAGUGGGAAGACGACAAUCUUAGAGAUUCUUAGUGCUAGUUUAUACCAAAAACUGAAAGUUUUCUCUCUAAAAGUGGACUGCAAUGAGUUCAAAGGUGAGGCAAACAUGUGUGAAAACUUUUGUUUUGUUUAGGGAAGUCUCCAGACAACAUCGCUUUGUUUCUGGAUCAGAAAUUACGUUAUCUCCAGAACAGAUGGCCUUCGGUUUUAUUCUUGGAUGAAUUCGACUUUUUGAAUAAAGAAUUCGAAGAUGAGGAAAGGUCCAAGUUCAUAUCCAAAGUGUAUUUGAGUAAGUGGCAAAAGACGCUUUGCGAGAAGCUGUGCCACAGGUAUACCGUGAAAUAACUUUUCGGGGCCGGUUUUGAAAGUAAUGUUCAUUUUUUUUCUUCGUGGUACCAUAUAGUACUAUUUUAUACUACAUAGAACGAGGAGAAAAAUAGGCCUUUAGGCGUGUUGUUGUUUUGCUGUUUAAAAGACUUGGUACUAUAUAGUACUUCUGGUACUAUUUAGCUAUAGUACCAGUGAUACUAUAUAGUACGAGUUGAAAAUAAGGGUACUGCGCUGAAUGUGACAGAACCAUUGUUUCAUGCAGAUACGCAAACUCGACUCUAGGGCAGCGCCAAGCCCACCUUCUCACAAAGCGUGUUUUAAUUCAUCAAUUGCAAUCACUUUAUAUUUAGAAAUUUCGUCGUUAAUCACUGAUUAUAAAAUCCCUGUUGUGGCAACUGCUCGAAGUUAUCAUUUCCUGUCUUCCGAUGCCCUAACUUUCAAUGGGAGAAGAUUCUUUACUCUGGUCAAAGAGAUGCCUCAGUUAGAUCAGGUCAGUUAUGGUUAG